GUAGUGUAUAUAUAAGUAUUCAAAUAUUUCUCCUAUCUAAAUCAGGGCCUAUCACAUUGAACCCUUCAUAUUCAAGCUUCAUUUUCAUCUUUCCCCGUUCUUGGACCAUGUGUCUAUUUCAUUGUGUUUAAUAUUUGAUCCAUUUUUUCUUCUAGUUGACCUCUCCACUUUGAUUCAUGAAUACUUCACUUUGGAUAUAAAUUCUUCCAUUUCCUCUAGUGAUUAACCACUUAGAAGAUUUUAUUGAAGAGGAGAUAUGGGGGGAAUUACAGACAAAUCAGUGGAAAUUCAAUUAGGGUGUGGUCUAAUGGCAGCAUUUUUUCAACGCGGAAAUUGUAAGCAAAUUAAAUCAGUGUCGCAAAUUUCCAACAAAUCCAGCACCAAGAAAUUAGCCAAGCCACCCUCAAUCACUCUGAGGAAUUCGAUUUCACAUGAUCGAAAACACGUUAGAAGAUCAACAUCUGAUGGUACGAGAAGCAGCUCGAAGAAGCAAUCAUCCAAUUUUUCUAGCACGAACAAAAUGUCACAAGUUGUCAACUUGGCGCCCAACACUCAAAAUCUUAGGAGGGUACGAGCAUUCACCUCGAGUGACUUGAGCCCGACUGUCAUUAAUCACCAAAAAUCCAACAUGAAUGGAACGAUAAACCGUGCUUCCAGCACGGGCAACAUUAUGUUAUUAGGCCAAAGGAUCCAAAAUCGCUCAAGUGACCAAAAGUCUACCCUGCAGAAAGGCAGAGUAUUGAUGGGGAACAUAGUAAGGCAACCUAAUCUAAGGAGCUAUAUGUUAAACCAAUUGGAUCCUGAUGUACUCAAGUCCAUGGGAAAUGAACAAUACAGGCAGGGGAGAUUUGAAGAAGCAAUGGCUUUAUAUAAUCAAGCAAUCGCCAUCAAUCCGAAAAAUGCUUGUUAUUAUAGCAACAAAAGUGCAGCUUUGAUGAAUUUGAACCGUCUGAUUGAAGCAAUGAUCGAAUGCAGAGAGGCCAUUCGGCUAGACCCUUUUUAUCACAACGCUCAAUAUCGUCUUGCAAGACUAUAUCUCAGAUUGGGAGAAGCAGAGAAAGCAAUAGAUCAUUACGAAAAAUCUGGACCAAAGGUUUACAAAAGGGACAUUGCAGAGGCUCAAGAUCUUAAAAGAAUCAUAUGCAAUUGCAUAGAAGCUCAUAGGCUAAAGGAUUACAGCAUAUUACUUAAUGAGAGCCACAAUGCAUUGUUUUCUGGUGCAGAUUCAGCUCCACAGAUCUUUGCAAUGAGAGCUGAAGCAUUGAUGAAGUUAUAUAGACAUGAGGAGGCAUACACCACCAUUCAGAAGGGACCUAAUUUCAAAACUGAGCUUUACACUCGCCUUUUCGGAUCAACUAAAACAGCUUAUUUGAUAAUAAUUCGAGCACAAGUUUACGCGUUAGUAGGCAGGUUCGACGAUGGAAUCACUGCAGCUCAAGAGGCUGCAAAACUCGAUCUUAGCAAUGAGAUAAUCACAAUUUUUAGAAGAAUUAAAGGGCUGGCAUCAGCUCGGAUAAAGGGUAACAAGCUUUUUAAGGAAUCAAAAUACAUAGAGGCUUGUUCUAUGUACACUGAAGGACUAGAACAGGAUCCAUACAAUUCUGUUCUGUUAUUUAACAGAGCAACUUGUAGAUUUAAGUUGGGACAAUUUGAAAAAGCAGUGGAGGAUUGCAGUACAGCUAUUGUGUUACGUCCUUCGUAUACAAAGGCUAGACUCCGAAGAGCUAAUUGCUACAUGAAGUUCGAAAGAUGGGAGGCUGCAAUUCAAGAAUUUGAAAUGUUGUUACAAGAAAAACAAGGGGAUGAGGAAGUUAAGAGGGCAUUAUUAGAUGCAAAGAUUCAAUUAGAAAGGGAGAGGGAUGAGGAUCAAAAGCAAAGAAAGCUAUGCAAUGGAUCCAACUUAGUGUCAGUCACCAGCAAUUAAUUUUUGUGUUUAUAGUUUGCUUGUUUAUAUAUAUAGGUUCAGAUCAUCUCAUUAUAAGAAAUCAGAGUAAUACACAAGGAAGAUUUUGUAUAGGA
Molecule: messenger RNA, 2019 nt
Organism: Lycium barbarum (goji berry)
Lineage: Eukaryota; Viridiplantae; Streptophyta; Magnoliopsida; Solanales; Solanaceae
Product: inactive TPR repeat-containing thioredoxin TTL3-like
Exons: 4
Coding region: 257-1924 (555 amino acids)
Cellular component (GO): cytoplasm
Molecular function (GO): protein binding
Source: RefSeq, a predicted model, not a curated record